Messenger RNA from Ogataea philodendri, 1353 nucleotides. RefSeq lists its product as uncharacterized. NCBI's taxonomy places the organism in Eukaryota, Fungi, Ascomycota, Pichiomycetes, Pichiales, Pichiaceae. Gene Ontology annotation, cellular component: sno(s)RNA-containing ribonucleoprotein complex. Gene Ontology annotation, molecular function: RNA binding. The record is from RefSeq and is a predicted model, not a curated record. Gene Ontology annotation, biological process: box H/ACA snoRNP assembly; ribosome biogenesis; pseudouridine synthesis. Bases 1 to 1353 code for a protein of 450 amino acids. The transcript has a single exon.
AUGGAAACGCAGGAAAUCCCCGUGGAAAUCGACCGGGCUGUCUCUGAGGCAGCGAGAGAAGAAGAAGAAGCUCAGGUAGAAGAUCAGCUGGCCAAGCCAGACUCUCCAGCUGUGGAACAGCAACCUCCGCAGCAAGAACAGGAGAAUCAGGAAGAUCGUAUAUUUAAUGAAGAUCAAGAGAUUGCAGAGUCAGAUAGAGACAACGACUCUGAUUCGAGCUCUGAAGAUGAAUCCAGCUCUGAAUCCCAGUCUGACUCGUCGUCAGACUCAUCAUCGGAAGAAGAAUCAGAGGAUGUUGGAGUUUCUGAUAAUGAGAGUGAUAUAUCUGCAGAGCCAAUUAGAUCCAAAAACGAGAUGGACGAGGAAGGUGUUGAGCUACCAGAGGACUUUGUGAUCCCUGAAGAUGCGCCAAUUGAAUAUAUUGGAGAGAUCAGUGCGGUGGUGGAGAAGAGCGUGGUUGUGAAGGCCAGAGUCUCUGGAGAGAUCCGUGUGCUUAAGGACGGGUCUAUUCUGUGUUUUGAGGAUCGUUCGAUACUCGGACCGCUUUUUGAGACCUUUGGCCAGGUCCAGUCACCGUUCUAUCGGGUUAAGUUCAAAACAGACGAAAAGUGCCAGCAGUUUAAGGAUAGAAAGGGAGCCAAGAUAUUCUAUGUCGUUCCCGAGUCAAUGUUCGUCCUGACGUCGCAGAUCAAAGCCAUCAAGGGAAGUGAUGCCAGUAACUGGAACGACGAGGAGAUUCCAGAAGAGGAGCAGGAAUUCUCAGACGAUGAAAAAGAAGCAGCUAUGAAAGCGUCUCGCAAGAGAAAGAAGACACAGAAAAAGGAAGACCCAAAGCGCAAACCUCUACCAAACCACAUGAAAUCACAGUUCACCUCUCUUCCACAGCGCUCGUCGCCCCAGGUUGCUCCUGCACAGCCGGUGCAACCAGUUCAGCCAGUUCAGCCAGUUCAGCCAGUUCAGCCAGUGCAACAGUUGACUCCCCAGCAGUUCCAACAGGUUCCACAAGUCCCACAAGUUCCACAAGUUCCACAAGUUCCACAGGUGUAUCCCCAGCAGUACUAUCCUCCACAGCAGGCAUACUACCCCCAGUAUCAGCAAUACCAGCAAUACCAGCAGUAUCCUCAGUACCAGCAGUAUCCGGGAUACUACCCUUACCAACAAGUGCAACCAGUGCAGCAGCAGCUCAAUCCGCAAAUGGUCCAGCAGGUCAGCCAGUUCAUCCAGCUUGCUCAUGCCCAAGCCCAGAACCAGCCUCAGGCUCAGGUCCAGAACCAGGUGCCUGUCCAGCCCCAGAAUCCAAGCCAGCCACCGGCUGCUCAUUCCGACGAUGAAUACGACCCUGAAAAUGUGUAA